Molecule: messenger RNA, 2311 nt
Organism: Monopterus albus (swamp eel)
Lineage: Eukaryota; Metazoa; Chordata; Actinopteri; Synbranchiformes; Synbranchidae
Gene: exd2
Product: exonuclease 3'-5' domain containing 2
Exons: 10
Coding region: 241-2175 (644 amino acids)
Biological process (GO): nucleobase-containing compound metabolic process
Cellular component (GO): nucleus; cytoplasm
Molecular function (GO): 3'-5' exonuclease activity; nucleic acid binding
Source: RefSeq, a predicted model, not a curated record
UGGUGUUGGUCCGUACUUCCACCAGAAGGCGCUCGCUGGACAGCACCGUCGUUAUAAAUAAAGCCCGGAAGUCAGAUCUGUUCAGUCAAGACAAACAAGUGAACAUGUGUGUGAAACUGGCAUUGUGAUGGUUACGCACGUAAAGAUGUCCAGAUCACAGAUACAGAGGCACAUUUACAUGGGAUCUCACUGAUACAGGGAAGGUUUGCAUUUUUCAGUCUAAGAUCACUGCAAGUCAGCAUGUCUCAUCGAGGGCCUGUCACUGCUGUUGUAACUGCAGUACUAGGGGCAGCCCUAGGUGGGCUGUUCAUAUGGCGUGUUUACAGAACAAAACAGAAAAGGCUGCCUUCCGUCCAGGAGGUGGCUAAUCCUGUGGAGGCUCCAUGUCCUGUAGAAAAGAAGUUCAAAGCCGUGGAGUAUCAAUACAUUCAACCGCCGCAUUUUGAAGAGAAGGAAUUGAAGGCUGUGGAGUGUCAGACGACACAACUGCCCCCUCUGGUACAGAUCCCUUCUUCGGAGCAGCUGCUGGGGGUGAAACCAGUAAUGGUUAGCUCUGAGGAGGAGUGGCAGAGGCUGUGGCCACUGAUGCAAAUGGAGCUGUCAACCUUCCCUGUGCUGGGGCUUGACUGUGAAUGGGUAAAGACUAAAGGCGUGUCAGUGAAGGGUCAAGCCUCUGUGGUGUCCCUGUUACAGAUGGCUUCGUACUCAGGUCGGUGUGUUCUGGUGAAGCUGCUGUCCUUUCGCAGCGGGCAGCAGCCGUUCCCGCUCAGCUUAAUUGAAGUGCUUCAAGACUCCCACAUUUUGAAAGUUGGAGUCGGCUGCUAUGAAGAUGGCAAGCGUCUGACGCGUGACUACGGCCUGUCACUGACGUGUACUGUCGACCUGCGCUACCUUGCCCUAAGACAGAGGCAAGUUGUGGUAAACAAUGGUCUCAGUCUGAAGUCUCUGGCAGCAGAUCUGUUGAAUGUGUCUCUAGAUAAGUCCCUGGAGCUGCGCUGCAGUGACUGGGAGGCAGAUGAACUGUCACUGGAGCAGAUAACUUACGCUGCCAGAGAUGCCCAGGUUUCUGUAGCUCUCUUUCUCCAUCUCCUUGGCUUCUGCACUGAAGCUGGACCCGCCUUUUCCAGUGGGAGCUCCUACUCUGAGUUGGCUGCCCGCUGCCAGGGCCUGGUGGAUGUGCCCUUCAGAGGCCGAGGAGACGGAGACGACGGAGCUGCUGAUGGAGAGAGGAGGCGGAAGAUGCGGAAGACGCCCACUUAUGAAAGCCCAGAAUCUGGAGAUCAGCAAGUCCCAGACCCUCGAAAGAGUAAUAAGAGGAAACCGCUGGGUACGGGCUAUUCUGCCAGGAAGUCUCCUCUCUAUGAUAACUGCUUCCUCUACGCUCCAGAUGGCCAGCCUCUGUGUACCUGCGACAAGAAGAAAGCCAAAUGGUACCUAGAUAAAGGAAUAGGAGUGCUCCAGAGUGAAGAACCUUUUGUAGUGAAGCUGCUGUUUGAGCCAUCAGGACGUCCCGACUCCCAACAGGACUACUAUCUCACUGCCAAAGAGAACCUCUGUGUGGUCUGUGGCAAAGCAGAGUCCUACAUCAGGAAAAACAUUGUGCCACAUGAGUACAGACGGCAUUUUCCCACAGAGAUGAAGGACCACAACUCCCACGACAUCCUGCUGCUGUGCACCAGCUGCCACGCCACCUCCAACAUGCACGAUGGUGUCCUGAAGCAGCAGCUGGCUGAAGAGUUUGCUGCCCCUCAGGGCUGCGAGGAGGGGAUUCGCCUGCUGGAGGAUUCAGACCGACGGCGGGUGCGUUCAGCGGCUCGAGCUCUGCUCAUCCCCGGUGACGGUCUGCCAGAGCAGCGACAAAAGGAGCUGCAGGAUCUGAUCAAGAACUUCCUUAACAUGAACGAGGAGGAGGAGCUGACGAACGAGGUGCUGCAACAGGUGGCUGAUCUGGAGACGAGGAUUCUCAAUGAGGCCUACGUGCCUCAUGGCCUGAAGGUGGUGCAAGCCCACGCUAAGCAGGGCCUCAGGGGCCUCAUGGACUUGGAGCGUCUCUGGAGGCAGCACUUCCUCACCACCAUGCAGCCUCGCCACCUUCCUCCUUUGUGGUCUGUUGACCACAACCACAGCAAGUUCUUCCGCAAAUAUGGUAAGGACCUGCCCAUCAAACUCAACUGACAGUCUCUGCCGAGCAGCUACUGACCAGGACAGGAAAUGGGAUUUUCUCAUUCAGAGGGCAACGUGCUGGGUGGAUUGGAACUUCACUGCCACUGUCUUUUUAACCAGCCAAACAUUCUUGGUGAGCGAAUGAAUG